Rotaria sp. Silwood1 is the source of this 468-nucleotide messenger RNA. NCBI's taxonomy places the organism in Eukaryota, Metazoa, Rotifera, Eurotatoria, Philodinida, Philodinidae. The record is from the annotation of a GenBank genome assembly.
AUGCAACAGAUGAUGGACGAAAUUUCGAAAAAUCCAAAAGCAAUGGCAUUUUUACAAGCUAUUAAAAAAGAUCCGAAAAUAAUGCAUGCUGUACAAGAUUUAAUGAUGACAAUGAGUAAAAAAGGUUAUAUUGACUUGAAUAAUCCAACAAAACAGCCAAAUUUUGCAAUGCUUGCAGAUAGUGAAAUUCGUAAUAAAUUACUUGAACUUGUAAGACUAUUGGCUGCUGCUGGUGUUUUCAAUGCUAAAGAUGGUGCCAAUCCUAUGAAUGCUUUAUCUAACGUCAUGGGUCUUUUGAUGCCUCCAUCAUUGAAAGAUAAGAAAGGUGAUCGUCUAGAUCAAAUCAAACAGGGUUCUUUACCGAAGUACGAUUAUACAUAUGAUGCAACAAGAAAAGAAAAAAAUGUACAGACUAAUGAUACUACAUCACAAGGAUGGGCCGAUAAAUUGAAAAAGAUGUUCAAAUAA